Molecule: messenger RNA, 531 nt
Organism: Tarenaya hassleriana
Lineage: Eukaryota; Viridiplantae; Streptophyta; Magnoliopsida; Brassicales; Cleomaceae
Product: stress-associated endoplasmic reticulum protein 2-like
Exons: 3
Coding region: 143-355 (70 amino acids)
Biological process (GO): endoplasmic reticulum unfolded protein response
Cellular component (GO): endoplasmic reticulum
Source: RefSeq, a predicted model, not a curated record
UUUUGUACAAGAAUUUCGAGAGAUUUAGGAAACGCGCAAGACGAGGCGGAGAAGGAUUUCUUAUUUUUCGGUUCGCAAUCGUCAAUUGAUUUCUUCCGCUCAGAUCAAUUCCGGCUGAAAGCGUUUCUUCUUUGGCGUAAGCAUGACGACGUCGAGACGGCUUGCGGACAGGAAGGUGGAGAAGUUCGAAAAGAAUAUCACAAAGAGAGGAGCUGUGCCUGAAACAACCACAAAGAAAGGAAAGGAUUACCCAGUUGGUCCUAUCCUCCUCGGAUUCUUCGUGUUCGUUGUCAUUGGAUCUUCUCUUUUCCAGAUUAUCAGGACAGCUACAAGUGGGGGAGGAGGCAUGGCAUGAACUCAGCAACCCUCAAAACCAGAAGACAGAAACUUUCAAAUGUUGACGAUAUCAGUGUCUGUCUCACGUGUCUCCCUUGAUUUUCUCAUGGUUUUUCUUCCUUUUAAUGCAGUACUGUAAAUGGAACAAAGUUCUGUUUUGAAAUGUUGUGAACAAUUUUGACUCUUUGUUUUCUU